GUUUUUUCGACGGCUCUUUCGGUACGUCUUCGUGUAGUCUGCGUGCUCAAAAUCUAGAUUGAGCCAUGGGUCGUGUAAUUCGCGCUCAGCGUAAGGGAGCUGGAUCUGUAUUCCGCUCUCACACCAAAAGGAGGAAGGGCGCACCAAAGCUCCGAUCUCUCGACUACUCUGAGAGACAUGGAUACAUCAAGGGUGUCGUGAAGGAAAUCAUCCAUGAUCCUGGUAGGGGUGCACCUCUUGCAGUAGUUCACUUCCGUGAUCCGUAUAAGUUCAAGACACGUAAAGAGCUGUUCAUUGCUCCUGAGGGCAUGUACACUGGACAAUUUGUCUACUGUGGAAAGAAAGCCACCCUUCACAUUGGCAAUGUUAUGCCAGUUGGACAAAUGCCUGAAGGUACCAUUGUCUGCAAUCUUGAGGAGAAGACUGGUGACAGAGGCCGAUUGGCCAGAGCAUCUGGUUUGUACGCCACAGUUAUUGCUCACAACCCUGACACAAAGAAAACUAGGGUGAAACUGCCAUCUGGAGCCAAGAAAGUUAUUCCAUCUGCUAACAGGGGUAUGGUUGGUAUUGUUGCUGGUGGUGGACGUAUUGACAAGCCUAUCCUUAAGGCUGGACGUGCAUACCACAAAUAUAAGGUUAAGAGGAACUGCUGGCCAAAGGUUCGUGGUGUUGCUAUGAACCCUGUUGAGCAUCCUCAUGGUGGUGGUAACCAUCAACACAUUGGUAAGGCCUCGACUGUCAAGAGAGGAACUAGCGCUGGUCGUAAGAUUGGUCUCAUCGCUGCUAGGAGAACUGGUAGGAUCAGAGGAGGCAAGACCGACGCAAAGAAGGAAGAUUAGACUAAACGCUAAUUUUAUCUUGGUCUUUAUUAUAAUAAAAACAGAAAAACACCAAAAAAAAUUUAAUUCUUAUCUUCUGUC
This is a messenger RNA of Phymastichus coffea, 920 nucleotides long. It is a transcript of the gene RpL8, whose product is annotated as large ribosomal subunit protein uL2. Gene Ontology annotation, molecular function: structural constituent of ribosome; RNA binding. The record is from RefSeq and is a predicted model, not a curated record. Lineage: Eukaryota; Metazoa; Arthropoda; Insecta; Hymenoptera; Eulophidae. Gene Ontology annotation, cellular component: cytosolic large ribosomal subunit; ribosome. The coding region runs from base 66 to 839 and encodes 257 amino acids. Gene Ontology annotation, biological process: cytoplasmic translation. The transcript is spliced from 5 exons.